AUGUCCGCCCCAACACCAGACCCGACCCCGGCCCCGGUCCCCCCCGCCGCCCUCGAGGCCGACCCGGCCCCCACAACCGGGACCCCCGCCGCCGACCCGAACACCGACGACCCCGACAACUCCGACUCCGACUCCUCCCUCGGCGUCGAGCUCCAAUCCUCCACCGCCUCCCUGCGCUCUUCCAUCCUCCAGUACCGCCACGAGAACGGGCGCACCUACCACGCCUACAAAGACGGGGCCUACCUCAUCCCCAACGACGAGACCGAGUCCGACCGCCUCGACCUGCAGCACCAUCUCUUCCUGCUCACCCUCGACGAGCGCCUGCACCUCGCGCCUCUCGACCCCGCCAAGCCGCCGCAGCGCGUGCUCGACAUCGGCACCGGCACCGGCAUCUGGGCCGCCGACUUUGGCGACCUGCACCCGUCCGCGACCAUCAUCGGCGUCGACCUCUCGCCCAUCCAGCCGGCCUUCGUCCCGCCCAACGUGCACUUCCAGAUCGACGACAUCGAGGAGGAGCCGUGGACGUUCUCGCAGAAGUUCGACUUUGUGUACUCGCGCAUGAUGACCUCGGCGAUUGCGGACUUUCCGAAAAUGUUCCGCCAGUCGUUCGAGAACCUGAACCCCGGCGGGUGGAUCGAGGUCACGGACAUCACGCCGAUUACGUCGGACGACGGCACGCUGACGGAGGAGACGGCGCUGUGGCGGUGGAGCGAUCAGCUGCUCAAGGGCACGCAGGCGGUGGGGCGGUCGUUUGACGGCGCGAAGCUGUAUAAGAAGCAGCUUGAGGAGGCAGGGUUUGUGAAUGUGAGGGAGGUGGUGUUUAAGUGGCCGCAGAAUAGGUGGCCUAGGGAUCCGAGAUACAAGGAGCUUGGUGAGUCGUCGAUUGGAGGAGGCCCUUUUUACGGUGAGAUUCUGGUGUAA
Molecule: messenger RNA, 921 nt
Organism: Colletotrichum chrysophilum
Lineage: Eukaryota; Fungi; Ascomycota; Sordariomycetes; Glomerellales; Glomerellaceae
Exons: 1
Coding region: 1-921 (306 amino acids)
Molecular function (GO): methyltransferase activity
Source: RefSeq, a predicted model, not a curated record